Molecule: messenger RNA, 3726 nt
Organism: Schistosoma turkestanicum
Lineage: Eukaryota; Metazoa; Platyhelminthes; Trematoda; Strigeidida; Schistosomatidae
Source: the annotation of a GenBank genome assembly
GUAAUGAAUCCAAAACUAGAACCAAUAAUCAUGAAUUCUCACUUUGAUGCAAAUUACGAAAUCGAUACACCUACUAACUUAACAUUAACCAAUCAAGCUGAAACGAAUUCCGAGUCAAACACUAACUCUCAUUCGUAUAUAACAUUAAUAAAGAAUUCCUCGUUCAUAAAUAAAGGUUUGAGUUUUGUUGAGAAAUUUAAAAUGGGAUCAAUGUUGUCUGAAAUGAAUGCAACAAAUAAACUUCCGGUAAGCGAAGAACACGCACGAGAAUUUCCUCAUCAUCCAUCGCCGCAACAACAACAACAACAAGAAGUUACCAAAUCUUCAAUACUUUCACGGAGUGCUGAUUUGCAAACAGGAAUACGAGAUGUGUCAUUUAUUGAUCAUUCAAUUUUGAAACAAACUGAAUCUUCUUUAAAACAUGAAAAUAGUGUAAAGAAUAAGAAAUUGUUUCUUUCAAAUGAAUCGAUCCGAGAUAAUGAGGCAAUGCGGUCAAUGAGAAAAAAAUGUUCACCAUCGAAAACAGUGCGCAGACCACAUUCCGGUGAUAAAAUGAAUAUUAUUUCUCAUUCGAAAACUAUACAUGGUUGUAGAGAUAUUGCACAGAUAAGUCUUGAGGCUGCACCGAAAUCAACCAUUUCGUCAUCAUCCAUAAAUGAUGUAUCACGAGUGACUCCAAAAUCAAUGAACAAAAUUAAGUCAGGGAUUAGCAACGUCAGCAAUUGUCAAUAUGACAACUGUCCAAUCCUUAGGGAUAAUGAUCAUCCGUAUGGACGAUUUCAUGACGAUUUUAUGGAGAGCAGUAAAAGACAGCAAUAUGAUGCUUUAAAUGAGAAUACUAAUCUUAAAAUACCUACAGUAAGAAGUAUUGUUUCAACUACACCUUCUCAUGAAGUAUAUUAUAGUCAGCAUGAUAAUCCAUAUUCGAAAUAUCGGAAUAAUGUCGAUGAAUUUAAUCACUUAUCAAGAUCUUGUAAUUCUGUGUUAUAUCAUUCACCAAGACAGGGAAACUAUUAUAAAAUGACAGAUGCAGAACGAAGUAAUAAACUACUUGAUGAGUUACACAGAUUAUAUAUUCAAUUAAAAGAAGUAGAGAAUCAAAUUACUGAACGCGACUCUUAUAUACGUUAUUUACAGAGUAUUUUAUUCAGACGUGAUCAACUAAUUCAACAGCUUAUAAAACAAAUUCCUGAAUCAUAUAUUCCAGAAGAAUACUAUGAAUCAAUUAAUGAAUUAGAAGGAUACACAAAAGCAUUUCCUCCUGAAUGUCAUAAAGCAACAUUACAAAUGUAUCGUAAAGGUGUAAAACAUUAUGAUAAAUCGAAUGUACUAAGUCAAAAUGCAUCAAAAAGAUGGAAUCAGGAACAAGUAGCCAAUUAUAAGAAUAAUAGAACCUCAUAUCUUAAGGCCAACUUGUCUGGAUUUACUGAGCGGCAUGGAAAUGGUCCUGGAGAAGUUAGUCAAACAACUGAUGCCAAAUUAAUAACACCUAACACAGUUAAUACUACUAACAAUAGUCCAAUUAUUAAUAGUAAUUCUCAUAAUAAAUGUGAUCUACCAUUUAGUAAAUUGCAGUAUUCUAAAUCAGGUACACUUAUUAAUUUAAACAAUACGGAAGAAUACAAUGCAGGAGAUGUUACUGAUAGUAAAAUAACAGAUGAUAACAAAACACCGGUGAUUGGAAUGAAUUUACAAAUUAUAUCCAAAUCACGUGUAAAACGUUAUGCUAUAUCUGGUGAAUCAGAGAAAUAUCUUCCACCUCCAACAAGUCAUUUAUCAAACUGGCCUAAAAUUGAGAAGCCAGCACAUACAAAGACGUUAAUUACCCAGGCCAUUCUGAAUAAUGACUUUAUGAAACAUUUAGAUAAAAGACAAAUAUCCAAAAUUGUGGAUUCUAUGUGUCCUUUGCGCUGUGCAAGAUUGUCAUGGAUUAUACAAGAAGGUGAAGUCGGUUCGGUUGUUUAUGUUUUAGAAGAUGGUUAUGUUGAAGUACAAAAAGCUGGUGAACGUCUACGUGAAAUGGGUCCAGGCACGGUUUUUGGUGAAUUGGCUAUUCUAUAUAAUUGUACAAGAACAGCAAGUGUAAGAGCAAUAACUGAUUGUAAAUUAUGGGCAAUAGAUCGUCCAUGUUUUCAAUCAAUUAUGAUGUUUACAGGCAUCCAAAAACAAACAGAAUACGUGAAAUUCCUGAAAAGUGUCCCAACGUUUAAAGACCUGAGUUUAGAAGUCCUUGGGAAAGUGGCCGUUGUACUCGGAUCAGAACAUUAUGAACCUGAUGAGUAUGUAAUUAGAGAAGGUGAACGCGGAAACACGUUUUACAUCAUAACAGGUGGAAAAGUGAAGGUGACAAAAAAUUGUAACAGUGAAUGUAGUGAACAAUUUAUACGUUAUAUGACACGUGGUGACUGGUUUGGUGAAAAAGCGCUAACUGAUGAAGAUGUUCGUACAGCAAAUAUAAUUGCGAUGCCACCGCGUGGUGUAGAUUGUUUAAUGCUAGACAGAGAUUCAUAUAAUGUACUCAUUAAAGAUUUAGUCAGUUUCGAAAGAAGUUAUCCAGAUGAAAAACCUACCAUUAGUCAAAGAGAAAAGCAAUUUUCUGAAAUUAAGCUUAGUGACUUUACUGUUGUAUCAACAAUUGGGAUUGGUGGCUUUGGUCGUGUACAGCUGGUUUAUUUAAACAAAGAUAAACGACAAUGUUUUGCUUUGAAAAAAUUAAAGAAACACUAUAUUGUUGAAACAAAACAACAAGAACAUGUACUAAAUGAGAAAACUAUUUUAAUGGAAACAAAUCAUGAAUUUAUCGUAAAAUUAUAUCGAACAUAUAAAGAUCAACGCUAUUUGUAUAUAUUAUUAGAAGCUUGUCUAGGUGGUGAACUAUGGACAUUGUUACGCAAUUCCACAGCAUUUGACGAUUCAACAGCGAGAUUUUAUUCAGCUUGUGUAGUCGAAGCAUUGAAUUAUUUACAUAGAAAAGGCAUUGUUUAUCGUGAUUUAAAACCGGAAAAUUUACUCUUGGACAGUCAAGGUUUCUGCAAAAUGACUGAUUUCGGUUUCGCCAAACGAAUCGGAUACGGCAAUAAAACAUGGACAUUUUGUGGAACUCCAGAGUAUGUAGCGCCUGAAGUGAUUCUAAAUAAAGGACAUGAUUUCACUGUUGAUUUUUGGGCACUUGGUAUUUUAAUGUUCGAAUUACUAACUGGAACGCCUCCAUUCACUUCAUCCGAUCCAAUGAAAACAUACAAUAUUAUACUGAAAGGUAUUAAUGCAAUUGAAUUUCCAAAAUCUAUCACAAGAAACGCACAGUGCCUUAUUAAAAAAUUAUGCAGAGAUGCUCCAGCCCAACGACUUGGUGCUCGAAAAUCAGGAAUAAUAGAAGUAAAAAAUCAUGCUUGGUUUGAAGGAUUCGACUGGAACGGACUUAAUGCCAAAACUAUUCAGGUUCCUAUUACACCGAAAAUUUCCUCUCCGACAGACUUAUCAAACUUUGACAGUUAUUCAGAAGAAGAAGAAUUACCUCCAGAAGAUACAACCGGUUGGGAUAAAGAUUUUUAAAAUUUACGCACAAUAGUAAAUAAUUUGUUACUACAAUAGAACAGCAGCAACAACUCAACUGUAUGAUAAAAAGUAUUCUGUAUGAUGGAAUACAAGAGUGAUCUUCUCGAGCUUUUCAAUCAAUGGACUUUUAGCUUUCUUGUUUCUGCAAAUACAAUAGUAUUGUAAUAAUUU